Messenger RNA from Populus nigra (black poplar), 1007 nucleotides. Its product is annotated as vestitone reductase-like. The transcript has 4 exons. Lineage: Eukaryota; Viridiplantae; Streptophyta; Magnoliopsida; Malpighiales; Salicaceae. The coding region runs from base 15 to 1001 and encodes 328 amino acids. The record is from RefSeq and is a predicted model, not a curated record. Gene Ontology annotation, molecular function: oxidoreductase activity, acting on the CH-OH group of donors, NAD or NADP as acceptor.
UGAAGAGAUAACAAAUGGAAGAAGGAAAAGGCUUGGUCUGUGUAACUGGUGGAACUGGUUUUGUUGCUUCGUGGCUGAUAAUGAGGCUUCUUGAACAUGGUUACACUGUCAGAACCACAAUUAGAUCUAGCCCAGGAAUUAGCAAAGACAUAAGCUACCUCACAAACCUACCAAGAGCGGCAGAGAAACUCCAAAUCUUCAACGCAGAUCUUGACGAUCCAGACAGUUUCAAUGAGGCCAUUGAAGGAUGCAUGGGAGUCUUUCAUCUCGCGUUCCCCCUUGACUUUGCUGAUAGAGAACCAGAAGAAGUGAUCACCAAAAGAGCUGUUGAUGGCACCCUAGGGGUUUUGAGAGCAUGUGUAAAUGCAAAGACAGUGAAGAGAGUUGUCUGUGCUUCUAGUCAAGCCACAGUUGUAUAUAGUGGUGAUGGUGAUGAGAAGGUGGUGGAUGAGAGUUCGUGGACCAACAUAGAUUAUUAUAGAAGCCUAAAUCGUUUUGGCACUUCCUACUUGGUUGCUAAGAAUAAGACUGAAAGGGCAGCUCUUGAUUUUGCUGAGCAAUAUGGAUUGGAUCUUGUGUUCUUGAUUCCUCCACUAAUCGUCGGUCCUUUCAUAUGCCCUCGCAUCCCUGAAUCGGUCCGAUGGUCACUAUCUUUGAUCUUUGGUGAGAAACAAUUGUAUCAUCUCCUUAUCAAGCUAAAUGUGGUACACACAGAUGAUGUAGCCAGGGCGUAUAUAUUCCUGCUUGAAUUCCCUCAUGCAAAAGGAAGGUAUAUUUGUUCAUGGAAAGAAAUAUCCAUCAAUGAGAUGUCUGAACUUCUUUCCGCUAGAUACCCAGAAUUUCAGAUUCCCACGAAAGAUUCCUUGAAGGACAUUAAAGGUUUCAAAAUGCGUGGCCUCUCACCCAAGAAGCUCUUGGAUUGUGGAUUCAAAUUUGAGCACGGUCUUGAAGACAUGUUUGAUGGGGCAAUUCAAUCAUGCAAGGAGAAGGGAUUUCUUUAGAUUCAU